This is a messenger RNA of Ficedula albicollis (Collared flycatcher), 418 nucleotides long. Its product is annotated as nucleoside diphosphate kinase, mitochondrial. The record is from RefSeq and is a predicted model, not a curated record. The coding region runs from base 8 to 385 and encodes 125 amino acids. Gene Ontology annotation, molecular function: nucleoside diphosphate kinase activity. The transcript has 4 exons. Lineage: Eukaryota; Metazoa; Chordata; Aves; Passeriformes; Muscicapidae.
GGCCACCAUGGGCUCGCUGGGGCGAUGCCUGGCCCGGAGCGUCCCGCGGGGGCAGCCGGGCCUGAGCCCCCCCGGGCCCCGCUGCUACGGCUCCGCCCCCCCGGCGCUGCAGGAGCAGACGCUGCUGGUGGCCAAGCCGGACGCGCUGCGGCGGCGGCCCCCCGUGUGGGAGGGCUACAACGUGGUGCGCUGCACGCGGGCCAUGGUUGGGGACAGCGGCGCCGUGGGGACAAUCCGCGGGGACCUCAGCGUGCACAUCGCCAGGAACCUGGUCCACGCCAGUGACUCCGUGGAGACGGCCCGGCGGGAGAUCGGCUUCUGGUUCCAGCGGCACGAGCUGCUGGCCUGGGACAGCGGGGACAGGGACAACAUCUACGGGCUCUAGAGCCCGGCCGGGGGCACCCCCGCCCCCAAUAAA